Closterium sp. Naga37s-1 is the source of this 4878-nucleotide messenger RNA. Lineage: Eukaryota; Viridiplantae; Streptophyta; Zygnematophyceae; Desmidiales; Closteriaceae. The record is from the annotation of a GenBank genome assembly.
AUGUACGCGUCUCAGUGGUUCAUCACCGUCUUCGCCUACAGCUUCCCGUUUGCAACAACUCUCAGGAUAUGGGACGUGUUUCUCUUUGAGGGCAUGAAGACAGUGUUCCGGGUGGGACUGGCUCUGCUGAAGCAGCAACAGGACGAUCUGCUGCAGAUGCCGUUUGAGGACCUCGUGCCCGCCCUCAGGACGUAUCCUGACCGCAUCCUGGAGCCAGACACACUGCUCAACGUCGCCUUCUCCUUCAAUGUCUCAGAGCGGCUGAGGGAGCUGGAGGCAGAGUACAAUGCGAUGCAGCACCCACCGCCCAUCACAGGGCCCAAGGCACAUGGGGAGGCGGAGGAGGGGGAGAGGCACGAGGGGCAAGGAGGGGAGGGGCACCAACGGAAAGGUAGGGGUGGGAGAAUGAAAGGGGGAGUGCAUGAGUUAUUAGGCGCUUCAUACAGAUUCAUUGGGGGGGUUGAGGGAGGUAAUUCUUCGCUGCCUCAUGUACAGUCUGCGCAACUUCCUCUGCAAUCUUCCCCUGUUCCUCAUCUUCUCUUUCCCCUGUUCCUCAUCUUCUCUUUCCCCUGUUCCUCAUCUUCUUUCCCCUGUUCCUCAUCUUCUCUUUCCCCUGUUCCUCAUCUUCUCUUUCCCCUGUUCCUCAUCUUCUCUUUCCCCUGUUCCUCAUCUUCUCUUUCCCCUGUUCCUCAUCUUCUUUCCCCUGUUCCUCAUCUUCUUUCCCCUGUUCCUCAUCUUCUCUUUCCCCUGUUCCUCAUCAUCUCUUUCCCCUGUUCCUCAUCUUCUCUUUCCCCUGUUCCUCAUCUUCUCUUUCCCCUGUUCCUCAUCUUCUCUUUCCCCUGUUCCUCAUCUUCUCUUUCCCCUGUUCCUCAUCUUCUCUUUCCCCUGUUUCUCAUCUUCUCUUUCCCCUGUUCCUCAUCUUCUCUUUCCCCUGUUCCUCAUCUUCUCUUUCCCCUGUUCCUCAUCUUCUCUUUCCCCUGUUCCUCAUCUUCUCUUUCCCCUGUUCCUCAUCUUCUCUUUCCCCUGUUCCUCAUCUUCUCUUUCCCCUGUUCCUCAUCUUCUCUUUCCCCUGUUCCUCAUCUUCUCUUUCCCCUGUUCCUCAUCUUCUCUUUCCCCUGUUCCUCAUCAUCUCUUUCCCCUGUUCCUCAUCUUUUCUUUCCCCUGUUCCUCAUCUUCUCUUUCCCCUGUUCCUCAUCAUCUCUUUCCCCUGUUCCUCAUCUUCUCUUUCCCCUGUUCCUCAUCUUCUCUUUCCCCUGUUCCUCAUCUUCUCUUUCCCCUGUUCCUCAUCUUCUUUCCCCUGUUCCUCAUCUUCUCUUUCCCCUGUUCCUCAUCUUCUCUUUCCCCUGUUCCUCAUCUUCUCUUUCCCCUGUUCCUCAUCUUCUCUUUCCCCUGUUCCUCAUCUUCUCUUUCCCCUGUUCCUCAUCUUCUCUUUCCCCUGUUCCUCAUCUUCUUUCCCCUGUUCCUCAUCUUCUCUUUCCCCUGUUCCUCAUCUUCUCUUUCCCCUGUUCCUCAUCAUCUCUUUCCCCUGUUCCUCAUCUUUUCUUUCCCCUGUUCCUCAUCUUCUCUUUCCCCUGUUCCUCAUCAUCUCUUUCCCCUGUUCCUCAUCUUCUCUUUCCCCUGUUCCUCAUCUUCUCUUUCCCCUGUUCCUCAUCUUCUCUUUCCCCUGUUCCUCAUCUUCUCUUUCCCCUGUUCCUCAUCUUCUCUUUCCCCUGUUCCUCAUCUUCUCUUUCCCCUGUUCCUCAUCUUCUCUUUCCCCUGUUCCUCAUCUUCUCUUUCCCCUGUUCCUCAUCUUCUCUUUCCCCUGUUCCUCAUCUUCUCUUUCCCCUGUUCCUCAUCUUCUUUCCCCUGUUCCUCAUCUUCUCUUUCCCCUGUUCCUCAUCUUCUCUUUCCCCUGUUCCUCAUCAUCUCUUUCCCCUGUUCCUCAUCUUUUCUUUCCCCUGUUCCUCAUCUUCUCUUUCCCCUGUUCCUCAUCAUCUCUUUCCCCUGUUCCUCAUCUUCUCUUUCCCCUGUUCCUCAUCUUCUCUUUCCCCUGUUCCUCAUCUUCUCUUUCCCCUGUUCCUCAUCUUCUUUCCCCUGUUCCUCAUCUUCUCUUUCCCCUGUUCCUCAUCUUCUCUUUCCCCUGUUCCUCAUCUUCUCUUUCCCCUGUUCCUCAUCUUCUCUUUCCCCUGUUCCUCAUCUUCUCUUUCCCCUGUUCCUCAUCUUCUCUUUCCCCUGUUCCUCAUCUUCUCUUUCCCCUGUUCCUCAUCUUCUCUUUCCCCUGUUCCUCAUCUUCUCUUUCCCCUGUUCCUCAUCUUCUCUUUCCCCUGUUCCUCAUCUUCUCUUUCCCCUGUUCCUCAUCUUCUCUUUCCCCUGUUCCUCAUCUUCUUUCCCCUGUUCCUCAUCUUCUCUUUCCCCUGUUCCUCAUCUUCUUUCCCCUGUUCCUCAUCUUCUCUUUCCCCUGCUCCUCAUCUUCUCUUUCCCCUGUUCCUCAUCUUCUCUUUCCCCUGUUCCUCAUCUUCUCUUUCCCCUGUUCCUCAUCUUCUCUUUCCCCUGUUCCUCAUCUUCUCUUUCCCCUGUUCCUCAUCUUCUUUCCCCUGUUCCUCAUCUUCUCUUUCCCCUGUUCCUCAUCUUCUCUUUCCCCUGUUCCUCAUCAUCUCUUUCCCCUGUUCCUCAUCUUUUCUUUCCCCUGUUCCUCAUCUUCUCUUUCCCCUGUUCCUCAUCUUCUCUUUCCCCUGUUCCUCAUCAUCUCUUUCCCCUGUUCCUCAUCUUUUCUUUCCCCUGUUCCUCAUCUUCUCUUUCCCCUGUUCCUCAUCAUCUCUUUCCCCUGUUCCUCAUCUUCUCUUUCCCCUGUUCCUCAUCUUCUCUUUCCCCUGUUCCUCAUCUUCUCUUUCCCCUGUUCCUCAUCAUCUCUUUCCCCUGUUCCUCAUCUUCUCUUUCCCCUGUUCCUCAUCUUCUCUUUCCCCUGUUCCUCAUCUUCUCUUUCCCCUGUUCCUCAUCUUCUUUCCCCUGUUCCUCAUCUUCUCUUUCCCCUGUUCCUCAUCUUCUCUUUCCCCUGUUCCUCAUCUUCUCUUUCCCCUGUUCCUCAUCUUCUUUCCCCUGUUCCUCAUCUUCUCUUUCCCCUGUUCCUCAUCUUCUCUUUCCCCUGUUCCUCAUCAUCUCUUUCCCCUGUUCCUCAUCUUUUCUUUCCCCUGUUCCUCAUCUUCUCUUUCCCCUGUUCCUCAUCUUCUCUUUCCCCUGUUCCUCAUCAUCUCUUUCCCCUGUUCCUCAUCUUUUCUUUCCCCUGUUCCUCAUCUUCUCUUUCCCCUGUUCCUCAUCAUCUCUUUCCCCUGUUCCUCAUCUUCUCUUUCCCCUGUUCCUCAUCUUCUCUUUCCCCUGUUCCUCAUCUUCUCUUUCCCCUGUUCCUCAUCAUCUCUUUCCCCUGUUCCUCAUCUUCUCUUUCCCCUGUUCCUCAUCUUCUCUUUCCCCUGUUCCUCAUCUUCUCUUUCCCCUGUUCCUCAUCUUCUUUCCCCUGUUCCUCAUCUUCUCUUUCCCCUGUUCCUCAUCUUCUCUUUCCCCUGUUCCUCAUCUUCUCUUUCCCCUGUUCCUCAUCUUCUCUUUCCCCUGUUCCUCAUCUUCUCUUUCCCCUGUUCCUCAUCUUCUCUUUCCCCUGUUCCUCAUCUUCUCUUUCCCCUGUUCCUCAUCUUCUUUCCCCUGUUCCUCAUCUUCUCUUUCCCCUGUUCCUCAUCUUCUCUUUCCCCUGUUCCUCAUCAUCUCUUUCCCCUGUUCCUCAUCUUUUCUUUCCCCUGUUCCUCAUCUUCUCUUUCCCCUGUUCCUCAUCAUCUCUUUCCCCUGUUCCUCAUCUUCUCUUUCCCCUGUUCCUCAUCUUCUCUUUCCCCUGUUCCUCAUCUUCUCUUUCCCCUGUUCCUCAUCUUCUUUCCCCUGUUCCUCAUCUUCUCUUUCCCCUGUUCCUCAUCUUCUCUUUCCCCUGUUCCUCAUCUUCUCUUUCCCCUGUUCCUCAUCUUCUCUUUCCCCUGUUCCUCAUCUUCUCUUUCCCCUGUUCCUCAUCUUCUCUUUCCCCUGUUCCUCAUCUUCUCUUUCCCCUGUUCCUCAUCUUCUCUUUCCCCUGUUCCUCAUCUUCUCUUUCCCCUGUUCCUCAUCUUCUUUCCCCUGUUCCUCAUCUUCUCUUUCCCCUGUUCCUCAUCUUCUUUCCCCUGUUCCUCAUCUUCUCUUUCCCCUGCUCCUCAUCUUCUCUUUCCCCUGUUCCUCAUCUUCUUUCCCCUGUUCCUCAUCUUCUUUCCCCUGUUCCUCAUCUUCUUUCCCCUGUUCCUCAUCUUCUUUCCCCUGUUCCUCAUCUUCUUUCCCCUGUUCCUCAUCUUCUUUCCCCUGUUCCUCAUCUUCUUUCCCCUGUUCCUCAUCUUCUUUCCCCUGUUCCUCAUCUUCUUUCCCCUGUUCCUCAUCUUCUUUCCCCUGUUCCUCAUCUUCUUUCCCCUGUUCCUCAUCUUCUUUCCCCUGUUCCUCGUCUUCUUUCCCCUGUUCCUCAUCUUCUUUCCCCUGUUCCUCAUCUUCUUUCCCCUGUUCCUCAUCUUCUUUCUCCUUGCCCUUAUCCUUGCCCUUAUCCUUGCCCUUAUCCUUGCCCUUAUCCUUGCCCUUAUCCUUGCCCUUAUCCUUUCCCUUAUCCUUGCCCUUAUCCUUGCCCUUAUCCUUGCCCUUAUCCUUGCCCUUAUCCUUGCCCUUAUCCUUUCCCUUAUCCUUGCCCUUAUCCUUGCCCUUAUCCUUGCCCUUAUCCUUGCCCUUAUCCUUGCCCAUCCCUUGGCCUGUCCUCCAAUGUGCCCACCACCUCGCCUUCUCCCGUCUCCAGGAUCCCGAUUCCAGCUCCGCCAGAGAAUCAAAUCUGCAUUUUCCCGCCCGCCCAAAGCAUGA